Trypanosoma theileri is the source of this 417-nucleotide messenger RNA. RefSeq lists its product as uncharacterized. The record is from RefSeq and is a predicted model, not a curated record. Lineage: Eukaryota; Euglenozoa; Kinetoplastea; Trypanosomatida; Trypanosomatidae. The coding region runs from base 1 to 417 and encodes 138 amino acids. The transcript has a single exon.
AUGGCGCUGGAACCCGGGGUGCCGUACCCUCCUCAACUUUUUUUUUUGCCAACAUCUUGGGGUGGGUUGCCGCGGACCUCUGAUGCCAAUCACGGCUCGCCUUUGGCAAUGAGGGCUGUCCAAUCGCGGCGCCCAGCUUACGCACUUCCAUCUCCCAGGGAAAAGCCAAACAUACUUCACACAUUGUUGUGGUGGGGUAGGCGGUGGGGUCUCAAAAAACCAAAAUACCUAUGGGACGAAAUGUUCUUAUGGGGGAAUGUGUUCUUAUGGGGGAAUGUGUUCUUAUGGGGGAGUGUUUUCUUAUUGUGCUUAUUUUUCCUUUUCUGCAUUUCCCAUGGGUCUCCUUUUCACACUACACAUGGCAGUAGCGGAACGCCUCAACAUCACCAUCAUGGUACAUUUUGCCUUUUAUCAUAG